AUAUAGUUAAGAGGCUCAUUUAAAAAUUUUCCAAUAGUUAGAGUUUAACCUAAAAAAAUAAAAAAAAAUGAAUAUAAAAUGUGGUACACACACUACUACAGAGCGAAAAGGGCAAGAGAAGGAAAAGAAUUUUGGAGGGAAAGGAAAGGAGGGUUGCAGAAGCGAUGCCGGUGGCGAAGCGAGAGACGUGCGAUGGAAGAGUCAUUGCUCACGUAGACAUGGAUUGCUUCUACGUUCAAGUGGAACAGAGAAAGCAACCUAAUCUACGAGGCUUGCCUACUGCAGUCAUACAGUACAACUCCUACAAAGGUGGGGCCCUCAUUGCUGUUAGCUACGAGGCUCGCAGAUGCGGUGUCAAACGUUCAAUGCGUGGUGAUGAAGCCAAGGAGGCAUGCCCGCAAAUUCAACUCGUCCAAGUCCCGGUCGCGCGUGGCAAGGCUGAUCUCAACUCGUAUAGGAGUGCGGGUUCGGAGGUUGUCUCGGUUCUUUCGCAGAAGGGCCGGUGCGAGAGGGCUUCAAUUGAUGAGGUAUAUAUUGAUCUAACUCAUGCUGCUGAAGCCAUGCUCAUGGAAACUCCUCCAGAAAGCAUGCAGGACUUUGAGGAGGAAGUUCUCAAGUCACAUGUUUUAGGGCUGGAAAUUCAGGAUGGAAGUGAUGCCAAAGAUGAAGUUAGGAAGUGGCUUUGUAGGAGUGAUGCUAGUUACCAAGAUAAACUAUUAGCUUGUGGGGCUCUCAUUGUUAAUGACCUCAGGAUGCAGGUGCUGAAAGAGACUGAAUUCACAUGCUCUGCUGGUAUUGCUCAUAAUAAGAUGUUGGCUAAACUUGCAAGUGCCAUGAACAAACCUGCACAACAAACUAUUGUGCCACACUCAUCUGUUGAAGGGUUGCUUGCAUCUUUGCCAAUAAAGAAAAUGAAACACCUUGGGGGAAAGCUAGGGAGUUCCGUACAGAUUGAUCUCGGAGUCAACACCGUUGGUGAUCUGCUUCAGUUUUCAGAAGAGAAGUUACAACAGUUAUAUGGGAUCAAUACUGGUACUUGGUUGUGGAAUAUUGCGAGAGGAAUCAGUGGGGAAGAAGUUGAGGGGCGACUACUUCCCAAGAGCCAUGGUUCUGGCAAGACAUUUCCUGGGCCUCAGGCUUUGAAGACAAUUGACUCUGUUCAACGCUGGCUUAAUGAACUUUGUGAAGAGCUGAAUGAACGCCUACACUCUGACCUGGAUCUAAACAAACGGAUUGCACAGACACUGACUCUGCAUGCUAGAGCAUAUAAGACAGGGGAUUCAGAUUCACAUAGAAAGUUCCCUUCUAAAUCUUGUCCUUUAAGAUAUGGGACUAGAAAGAUUCAAGAGGAUGCCAUAAUUCUGUUCCAAGCUGGGUUACGUGAUUUUUUGGGCUUCUGCAGUAAGGCUCAUGGAAGCGAAAAUAACUACUGGGGAGUAACAUCACUUUCUGUCUCUGCAAGUAAAAUUGUGUCCAUACCAUCUGGGACACAUUCAAUAGUUAAAUACUUCGGUGGGCAAUUUCCGUCAAGUUCUACAUCAAAUCAAUCUCAAGAUGUUGUCAUUGAUGGAGCUGCACCAUCAGGUAGUGAAAAUUGUUCGGGAUUGGUUCCCUAUGAAUCUCAGCUUGAAUAUCCUGAAGACACGGGAAUGAAGCAUUCAAAAUCUUCUUUGUAUCAACAGGAUCCACUGUGCAAUUUAUCCAGUAAAGCAGAUAGCUUGACUGAAGAAUCCCUCCUCAUGUCACCCCUAGGAAGUGAAGACAGAAUGAUACAUGAUGAGUCACGUAGAGAUUUACCUGCAAAAGAUCACAGGCUUGUUUCAAAUAUCUCUGGUUUGAAAGCAGUUGGGAAGAAAAAGAGAGCAGGAAAGCAGCUUCAAGGGAAUUCUUCAAUUACAAAUUUCUUCAGUAAUUACCACAAUUCCCAGUCUUCAUCGGAGCAGAAGAAUGUUACAAAUGCCGAGGGUGUUAAAAUAUCAUCAUCACAUGGAUCUCAGUCUGCCGAUGAUAGUUAUUCAACUCCUAAUCGAGUUGGGCAGCCUGCUGAGCACCCUCAUGAAGAGAUUGAUGCAAACAAGAGUGGAUGUAGCGUAGGUAAUAUACCACAAGGAAGAAGGCAAGCUUGGAGUUAUAACAUUGAUGAAAUUGACCCUUCUAUCAUCGAUGAAUUACCACCAGAAAUUCAGCAAGAGUUUCGAACCUGGCUUAGGCCGCAUAAACGGUCUAAUGUGGUUAAACGAGGUUCUAGUAUUACGCACUAUUUCUUACCUGACAAAAGUAGAUAAAAUGAUUAUUGACUUCAGUUUAUUGUACAUAUUGUAUGAUGUUAUUUUAGAAUAGCUGAUUUGUGAUUGGUUAUUUGCUUUUCAGAUAUU
This is a messenger RNA of Cajanus cajan (pigeon pea), 2375 nucleotides long. It is a transcript of the gene POLH, whose product is annotated as Y-family DNA polymerase H. Lineage: Eukaryota; Viridiplantae; Streptophyta; Magnoliopsida; Fabales; Fabaceae. Gene Ontology annotation, biological process: error-prone translesion synthesis; response to radiation. Gene Ontology annotation, cellular component: replication fork; nucleus; site of double-strand break. Gene Ontology annotation, molecular function: DNA-directed DNA polymerase activity; damaged DNA binding. The record is from RefSeq and is a predicted model, not a curated record.